Messenger RNA from Penicilliopsis zonata CBS 506.65, 4992 nucleotides. RefSeq lists its product as hypothetical. The record is from RefSeq and is a predicted model, not a curated record. The transcript has 2 exons. The coding region runs from base 1 to 4992 and encodes 1663 amino acids. NCBI's taxonomy places the organism in Eukaryota, Fungi, Ascomycota, Eurotiomycetes, Eurotiales, Aspergillaceae.
AUGGGGGUCGAGACUCGCAGACCGAUGUUGCCUGCCCCCACAGAGUCGCUCGUCGAUACAACUAUCACCACCACCACCACCACCACCACUGGCGGCAGCGUGACAGGCACUGAUCUCGCAACUGACCUUUCUCGCCGCACAGACAAGUCCACGUACUCGAUCCCUGACGACGGGACCCCAGUCACCAUCCCGACCCGACGCAAACACCGGGACCGGGACGAUCCCGCCAAGCUGUCUCGCUCAUCGCACCACUCGCAGACCUCCCUCCUGAUCGAGUACUUCGAAGGAGGGAAAGGUUCUACCUCGAUCAGCUCGCGGCCCAGCGUUCGUGUGCGCGUCACCCCGUCGUCGGCGAGGAAGCUGCGUGACAAGAAGGACCGCAUCCAGAUCACCGAGUCCAGCAGUGGCCGCAAGCCCGCCUUCACCCGACGCAUUUCGCUCGGUUCGCCAUCUAAGCACAAGAACCGUGCCGAUACGGGCGCCACUGACGACCAGAGUAUCAGCUCCUCCAAUUCCGCCGGCGAAGAUGGUCACCAUCCUGUAGAGAUCGAGUUCCUCAACCGGGACCACACGAGCGAGCUCUCCUCGCGCUACGUCCCCGCCACCUCGGACAUCUCGUCUAUGCCCGCGGAUAGCAUGCUGGAUGCCGCCUCGUCCUCCUUUCUUCGACGCAAACGCAGCCAGAGCAUAGAACGUGAGGAAUCGUCCAAGGACCUACUCAAGACCCCGUCCCGCCAGCGUAGCCGCAGCCUGAGUACCGAACGGAUCGCCCACCGCGUCGCCGAGAAGCUUAGCUAUUCCCCCAACGAGAUGGGGGCGGGCAAGCACCAGCGCUCUUCGGAGAGGAGUCUUGCCAGUCGCACGGACCUGCUGGACGUCGACGGCCCGAAAUCUUCCUCCUCCUACGUCGCCAGGCGGCGCCCUCGUGGCGGCGCUGAGGACCUCACCAGCGCGGAGUCCAGCCUGCUGAGCGGCUCCGCUGUCUCCUCCAACCACCGUUCUCUGGGCGACCAGUAUUCCGUCCGUUCUGGCGCCUCCAAGUCCUCCAUCAAUAAUCCCAAACUGCUGGAGACCGUCGAGGACGCCAUCCGGAGGCUGAUUCUCCCCGAGCUCAAGGAGCUCAAGAAAGAUCAGAAGGUCAUGUCCAACACCUCCAAGUUUGAGCGGGAGAUCGCCUCAUCAGCCUCCGCCAGCACCACCUCCCGCGAUGAGCUGGGUCGCCGUCUCUCCAAACACGCCAGUGCCCCGAACGUCAUGAAGCCAAAGCUAGUCCUGAACAAGGGAAGCAAAGACGAGGGCAUCGCGCUCGACGGUGAGACCAAUGAUUCCAUCAAGAAGAUUGAUCACGCCUCGGAACUCGCCCCCUCCUCUGUCACAUCCAGUAAGAAGGCCGCCUUCGUCACCUGGUCCAACAAGCCCGAACUUUCCGAGCAAGACAAGCUCCGCCGACAGAGGAGCAAGGGCCUGCGGGAUGCAGAGGCCGCCGCCCGUGUGGGCUCAGCCCUGACCGCGGCCGCCCUGAAACAUCACGACUCCAGAUCCAGUCUGGCCAGCAGCACUGCCAGUAGUGGUCGCCGCCGACAACGCAGCGAUCGUGGCAGCGGCGGCGGCGGCGGCGGCGUCGGCAUCAAUGAGACCGAGCUAGUAUUUGAGAAGCACAAUGUCGCCCCUAUGCCGUUCCGAAGUGCCAUCGAAUCCGACAUGACACGAGACUCCAUCCUUUCCCAAAAUACGGCGGAAGAUGCGGAUGAAGACGACGAAGAGGAGCUUCCCCAGUACCGCGAUGUUGCCCCUAUCCAACCCCUACGAGUUCUGUCGCCCGCCUCCCGCACCCCGACUCGCACCCCGCUGGAUUCUCGGUACGAACUGGGUAUCCGUCACAACAAUAUGUCGAGCCAUAACCUGUCCAUCCACAGUGGGUCCCACCGCGAUUUCCGGCAAGGCAGUGAAGAGAACCUGGGUGCCGAUGAGAUUGCCGCAGCCGCGGCGGCCAACCUGCUAGGUGGACAUCUGGACCAUCAUCACGAUGAUGAUGAUGAUGAUGAAGAGAUCGAUGACAUGGGUGACCACACGGCCGGUGGGAUGGACGAACGAGCCUUCAGCCCGGUCCAGAGCGUGGCCAGCGACCGCACCGAAACAAAUCCUCACGCAGUCCAUGAACGAGAGCUCGAGCCGCGGCUGUCUAUUGAUUCCCUCUCGUCUGCCCCGAGCACCGAUCUGGCGAGAUCCAUUCGAGCGGAGAAGCUCAGUCUGGAGAGUCGAAGUGGCAUCCUGAGACACCACGAUGAAACUGGUCCCGAACUCGGCUACGAGGACUCGGACCUAGAUACAGAAGAGGAAGAUGACUACCACCGCCGCUCCCUUAUCGGGGAGUCAAGCUUGGACCCCAAGGUAGAUGAGAGUGAAGUUGACUACAUGGCCAAGGCGCAACAGGCUCAACGAGUGGCGGACGUGAUGAACGCAAACCCGCAGUUUGUGCACCCGCUGGCCGUAGAAUCGGCGGUCGCUUCCAUCCUUGACCCAUCUGUGCUCGAUUCCAACAAGUCCAUGCAGUCUGGCAACCGCUCUAAUCUGGACUCAGGUGAUCGCAAUAGCCCGAGGGCCACGGGGACCCCGCUCUUGGCUCGGGAGCCCGUGGACUCACGGCGCGGUAGUCCACUGAAGCAACGCCAGGAUGUCUCGGAUGUCUCACACCUGGACGAAACGUCCUUCCCCCGUCGGAUGGGUGCGACUUCUCCACCUCAAAGUGUGGCGCAAUCGUUCGAUGACCAGGAGGGACUCGAUCCAACGGCGAUGAUUUCCUCCGGCGUUCAUGAUCGUGAAGAAACGGAGAGCCCGAAUCAAGAGGUGGAAGAAUAUGAAGACAGUCUAGCUUCUGAAUCGGAGAUCAACACCAAUCCUUCCAUCAUCCAAGGUCCGAUUGGCAGUAUGCCACACGAGAGUCAUGAUCACUGGUCGUAUAACGAUCCGUCUCCUAUCAAAGCAGACCAUGCAGUCCUGUCCGAUGCUGCUGCUGCUGCUGCUGCUGCUGCUGCAGGUGCCGCUGCGGGAGCUGCUGCGGGUGACCACAUGGACUACUCGCCAGAAUACUAUCACACCGCCCCUGCAGACGCAUAUGGGCAAUCCAAAGACUACUUUGGGCAGUCUCCUGCUGAUCCCUACAUGAGCGGACGCAUGUACGGUACCCCCUUGGGAGCCAAGGAUGAAGGCUACGUCUCCGCCGCCAACCCGCUGUCUCCCAGCAUCAGCACCCCCAAGCCUACUGGGAAGGGCAUGGAUGCAGGCCCUAACCCGGUGGCCCUGUUUGAUAGUCCGACUGGUGCGGAUGAUCCCUUUAUGCCCUCACAUCAGAGGAACCUGAGUGGCUACUCCCAUGGCAUUGCGUCGCCAUUGUACGAUAGUGCAACUGGAAGGGGUAUUGAACGGAUUCAGUCUCAGGAUAUCAUCGCGCUCAUGGAGCAUCUUACUGUCCGUGACGCUCAACGGAACGCAAGAGAUACUGAGAUCCUGGUGACACUGGUACGGAGUGCGGCGGAGAUGCGCAAUUCGUUCGAGGAGAUGAAGAAGUUCAUCGCCCAGCAGGAUGAAUUGCUCAUGGAUGCGAGCGACAAGCAGCACGAACGAACGCAGAAGGUGGUCGGCGGCCCUCGCCCGCAGCCGUUCAGCGUAUCGCGAUCCUCCAACAACAACCGUCAGAUGCCCGCCGACGAUCGCGAGAAGCGCAAGAACAUCUUCAAGCGGGCUCUCAAGGGGCUGACUCUCAAGUCGUCCAACGAUAUCAACAAGAUUGAGGAGAUGCUGGAGCAGCUGCUCGAGGAGGUCGAGGCCCUGCGCGCCACCCAGAGCCAUCAUCUUGGCAUGGCUCGUGGCGAACGGGCCAACAGCGUUGACCAGGAUGGCUACGAGCCGGAGGGUCAGGCCGGCACUUCUUCCCCCGGCAACCAAUCCGGCUAUCUGUCCAACUCGUCACGUCCCAUCUACGAGCCUCGUGGGGCUGCUCUACGAAAGGACACGGAGGCUGCUCGCGUGAGCACCGUGCCCGAGGCCGACGAGGACCUAGACCUCGAUGCACGGGGCGAGUUUCUGAGCCCUCACCUGCAACAGAGGGAACAGCAGCCCAUGCCGCAGUACCAGCCCCUCGUCGCUACUCCGCCGCGGGUGCCCAUGGUUAGCGGUGCGUUGAGCAACGACACGACUCCUCAAACCACCGCCACCACCACCGACAAGGCCCGCAAGCACAAAUCGAGCAGCUCGUCGUUCUUCCCCAAGAUCUCGCGCUGGUCCCGCACGACGGCCUCGUCGACCGGCGACACUGUCCGCCAGAGUUUCCAGCCGCUGCCGGCCCAGCAGCACCAGGUUGGUCGCAAGGAACGAGCCUCGUUUGACGCGUCGCGCUCCGGCUCCGACCUCGCUCAGUACAAGGCGACAGACUUUUAUGAUCCGCAGGGCGAUGACCGGCUGCGCUCAAACCAUACCGUCGACGACCAGCAGGAGAAUCGCCCUCCCUCCCCGCUCGUGCCAUCCCAGCUGUCCGACGCACCCAAGUACCGCGCCCACCGCGACAGCCUGGACCUGCAGCACCCGCAGCCCCGACAAGGCCCGUCCGGACGGUACCAGACGCAGCUCGAGUCCCAGGCACAGGACUACUCGCCUAUUUCCCCGCAUUCCGAGCAGUGGGGAUCCAACACCAGCUUGCCUCAGCAGUACCAACACCACAAUCGGUACAGCGGCGGCGGCGGGACCGGCGCACGUCUCUCCCCAAUCUCCGACGCAGGCUAUUCCGAUGCCACCUCUCGUUCGGGCCGCCAGUCGCACUCGUCGGCUCCCCCGAGACCUCCCAAGAUCAAGGAUGACGGCCCGCUCUUUCCGGAACGCUCAACCAAGGGCCAGUCCGUCGACGGUGACCGUAGCUAUGCGGACCGUGCCGCCUCUAUUGCCUCUAGGGUAUGGCCUUUCUUUCGUUUUACUUUUUCUUUUCUGUCUUGUUGCUAA